CAAAGCCCAAAUGUAGAAAAAUGAAACCCAAAACCCAUUAAAUUUUCAUAUAAAUUAUCUUUCAUCACAACGCAGCCACUGUGAUUAGGGUUUGCGACGUAACCUUCUUCUACAAUGGGUAAGGGAACAGGUAGUUUCGGUAAGAGAAGGAACAAGACUCACACACUCUGUGUUAGGUGUGGCCGUCGCAGUUUCCAUCUCCAGAAGAGUCGCUGCUCAGCAUGUGCUUAUCCAGCUGCCCGAGUCAGGAAAUAUAACUGGAGUGAGAAGGCUAUUAGGAGAAAGACUACCGGGACUGGUAGGAUGAGGUACUUGCGUAAUGUUCCUCGCAGAUUCAAGAGUGGAUUCAGAGAAGGUACUGAAGCUGCACCCAGGAAGAAGGGAGCAGCUGCAUCUGCCUAAGCCUUUGAAAUAUUGUUUUUUGAUGGCCUAAUUUUAGUGUUUAAGUUUUUGUGUUGGAACAAGGAUCUUUGGAACAUUAUUCUCUGUAGUUUUAAUUUUUCCGUCUUUUAAUGAAUUGGAUUAUUAUGUUACAACACCAGUAUUGUAUGACAAUUUUGUUGUUCAUUGAGUAUUUUUGAGUUGGA
Messenger RNA from Trifolium pratense (red clover), 587 nucleotides. Its product is annotated as 60S ribosomal protein L37-3. The record is from RefSeq and is a predicted model, not a curated record. Lineage: Eukaryota; Viridiplantae; Streptophyta; Magnoliopsida; Fabales; Fabaceae. Gene Ontology annotation, biological process: translation. Gene Ontology annotation, molecular function: RNA binding; structural constituent of ribosome. The transcript has 4 exons. Gene Ontology annotation, cellular component: cytosolic large ribosomal subunit; ribosome. Bases 115 to 402 code for a protein of 95 amino acids.